AUGACAACAUUUUCAACUGAAUUCUUGUCACACGCUCUCUAUUUCAGAACCCACCCAAACCGCGUUUAUUGCCAUUCAAAUCCCAACAGUAUCGUCACUUGCUCAACCCCACUUCUAAACGAAGGUAACACUAACAAGGGAAGAACAGGAAUCAACCAACCACAAAUCAGGGUCAAUGAAACAAAGCCAAAACUUGAUCAAAAUUACGACUUUCGAGACACCGAUUCCUUGAAAACUCUCUAUAGGUUAUACAAAUCAGCCAUGUAUGAUGAAGCUCUCUACUCUCUUCAGCACACGGUUAAUAGGGGUUAUAAACCUGAUGUUAUUCUUUGCACAAAAUUGAUUAAGGGUUUUUUCUACUCUAAGAAAAUUGAGAAAGCUAUUCAGGUUAUGGAGAUUUUGGAAAAGCACGGUGAGCCUGAUGUUUUCGCCUAUAAUACAGUUAUGAAUUUGCUUUGUAAAGCUGAUAGAGUUGAUGCUGCCAAUAAGGUGUUUGAUAGAAUGAAAAAGAGAGGCUUUUUACCUGAUAUUGUUACUUAUAAUAUUCUCCUUAGGAAUCUUUGUGGGAAGGGUAAACUUGAUUUGGCUUUAAAGGUUAUGGACCAGUUGUUGAAAGAUAAUUGUAGGCCAAAUGUUAAAACUUAUACUAUUUUGAUUGAAGCAACUAUUAUUGAGGGUAGUAUUGACCAAGCUACGAAGCUUUUGGAUCAGAUGUUGUCCCGAGGACUUCGACCUGAUGUGUAUGCUUACAAUGUUGUUGUUACCGGUAUGUGUAGACAAGGUUUGUUGGAUAGAGCUUUUCUGUGUAAGAAUGGACAUGCUGACGAGGCAUUCAACAUCUUGGAGAAGCUCGAUGAAGUGGGUUGUCCUCGAAAUGCAGAUUCUUAUAAUACAUUGUUUUGUGCAUUGUGGAGGAUCGGCGAUAAAAUUAGAGCGUUAGGGAUGAUUCUGGAGAUGUUAAGCAAAGGCAUUGAUCCUAACAUGAUCACAUAUAAUUCACUUAUUUCUUACUUGUGCAGAGAUGGAUUGGUGGAUCAGGCAAUUGAGUUGUUGGUUGACAUGAUGGAGAGUCGCAAGUUUCAGCCUAUUGUUAUUAGUUACAAUACUGUUAUUCUUGGAUUGUGCAAGGUGGGAAGAAUCAUAGAUGCUAUUGAGGUGCUUGCUGCUAUGAAUCAGAGAGGAUGCUUGCCAAAUGAAACUACAUACUUAUUGUUGGUUAAAGGGAUUGGUUUUGGUGGCUGGCAAAAUGACGCAAUGGAGUUGGCUAACUCACUUGUUAAUAUGGAUGCUAUUUCGGAAGAUUCAUUCAAACAUUUGAACAAAGCGUUUCCUGUGUUUGAUGCGCACAAAGCUUGCAAUAUCAGAAUGAACUAA
Molecule: messenger RNA, 1374 nt
Organism: Lathyrus sativus (Indian pea)
Lineage: Eukaryota; Viridiplantae; Streptophyta; Magnoliopsida; Fabales; Fabaceae
Source: the annotation of a GenBank genome assembly